Acanthocheilonema viteae is the source of this 1048-nucleotide messenger RNA. The record is from the annotation of a GenBank genome assembly. NCBI's taxonomy places the organism in Eukaryota, Metazoa, Nematoda, Chromadorea, Rhabditida, Onchocercidae.
AUGGGUGAUGAAGAUGAAAUACCUGAUUUUAAGCCGGGCAAGGUUAUCCAAGGGCGGUGGAAGAUAAUGGAGAAAAUUGGAGCAGGUGGUUGUGGUGCAGUUUAUGAAGUUACUCAUAUUAAAAGGAAAAAUUUUAUAGCAGCUCUUAAAGUUGAAUCAACAACGUUGCCAGAUGGAGGUGUAUUGAAAUUGGAAGCUUAUGUUCUAGGGAAAUUGAGCAGCGCCUCAAAAAAUACCAUCCGUUUACUGCAUUCUGGAAAGAGAUCUAAAUACAGUUUUAUUGUGAUGACAUUAUGCGGUCCAGAUUUGAUGUUUCUGAGAAAAAUGAAAGGUAUCAAUGCGAUCAAGCGAGAUGACGAUCAUUUCUCAUUUGAAACAACUUUGCGCGUUGCUGUGCAUUGCUUGUUCGCUAUUAAAAUGCUUCAUGAAGUUGGUUUUGUACAUCGGGAUGUCAAACCGGGUAAUAUGGUAAUUGGUAUAAAUGGGCGGGAUUGCAGGACUAUUUUUAUGAUUGAUUAUGGUAUGGUAAGAUCUUUUGUCCUGGAGGAUGCUGACACACGAAAAAUUGUACUGCGAAAACCUAGAAAACGUGUUUUGCUACGGGGAACAUUACGUUAUUGCUCACCAAAUGUCCAUCGACGUAUGGAGCAGGGACGAAAUGAUGAUCUGUUAUCUAUGCUUUACAUGCUCAUCGAGUUAUGUUGUGGUUUACCAUGGAAUACGAUUAAGGACGAGAAGGUGUUACUACAAAUGAAGGAAAGAAUUACAACAGAUAAACUUUUUAAAAAAACUCCGAUUGAAUUUGCACCAAUUUAUGAACAUUUAAUGAAAUUGCAGUAUAAGGAUCGACCGGACUACAAAUUUAUAUAUGAUCAGCUUAUGAAAGGUGUUCGACGAUUGGGGACACAUUUUGUGGAUGCGUAUGAUUGGGAGGAUGAUAAAGACAUUCAAGAAUCGAUGCAGUUGCAGACAGCCUUAUCAUAUCGUGAAGAAGAUAGGAGAGGAAAAGGGAAUAGAAAUAAAACGGAGAAAAAGAAAGAUUUCGACG